AUGGCCGAUAUACUAGAGAAAGUUAUGUCUCACAAGAAAGCUGCUUCGGUGGCUACGGGGCAUGACUCGAAGCCGCAGGCCGGGGAUACGGAGUUGUUAGCAACACUGGGGUACAAGCAGGAAUUGCGACGUCAUUAUUCGACAGUUGAGAUUUUCGCUGUUGCGUUUAGUAUUAUGGGACUUUUGCCUUCAAUUGCUUCGACUCUGUCAUUUUCUAUGCCUGCCGGUCCGGUCGGGUGGCUGGCUGCAAGUUUCUUCAUUUUUAUUGUCAGUUUGGCAAUGGCCGAUAUGGCAUCUGCAAUGCCCACAGCCGGAGACGGAUUCGCAAACAUGCUCCUCUCCAUGAUCUCUAUCGCUCGAGAUGGCAACUGGACGGCCACAAGACCAGUCAUCUACGGUACAUACGUGGCAACAGUCGCCGCGCAUGGCUUUAUGGCCAUCUUUUUUGGGCGAGCAAUGCCUAAGAUCCAGUCCGCGUGUAUAUUCCUCAACAUCGCUCUAGUCGUCGCUACUGUUAUCGCCCUGCCAAUCGGAAAGGCACAUAACAGUCCACCCGUGAACUCCGGCUCUUAUGUCUUCGGUGAGAUCCAGAACUAUACGACUUGGCCCACGGGCUGGGCAUUUAUGUUGGCAUGGCUGUCCCCUAUUUGGACUAUUGGUGCGUUUGAUUCUUGCGUGCAUAUGAGUGAAGAGGCUACUCAUGCUGCCCGCGCUGUACCAUUGGGUAUCAUUAGUUCGACUGGAUUGUGUGGUGUCCUUGGGUUUGUCUCUCUGGCUGUUAUUGCUUCUUCGAUGAGUAAGGAUAUCGAGGGUAUUUUGGGCUCGAAGUUUGGUCAGCCUAUGGCUCAGAUCUACUAUGAUGCCCUCGGCAAGAACGGUGCGCUUGGAUUCAUGGCCUUGACUAUGAUCGUCCAAUUCUUCAUGGGGCUUAGUAUCGUCCUAGCAGCAUCCCGCCAAAGCUGGGCGUUUUCCCGCGACGGCGCCCUCCCUUUCUCCAAAUACUUCCGAAAAGUAAGCCAACACAACCUAAUGCGCUACCAACCUGUACGAAUGGUCUGCGGCGUAGUCGCCGCAUCCAUAAUCAUUGGCCUCCUUUCCCUUAUCGACAACGCCGCAGCAAACGCUCUGUUCUCCCUCGCUGUAGCUGGUAAUGACCUAGCCUGGCUAACGCCUAUCCUGUGUCGCUUGCUUUGGGGUAAUGAGAGCUUUGUUCCUGGUGAAUUCUAUACGGGGAAGUAUCUCAGCAAGCCUAUUGGCUGGGUUGCGGUUAUUUAUAUGAUUUUCGCUAUUGUGCUCAGUAUGAUUCCUACUGAGGGGCCUAGUCCUUCGUCUUCGACUAUGAACUAUACCGUUGUUAUUAAUGGGUCGCUUUGGGGUUUGGCUUUACUUUAUUAUUAUGUUUAUGCGAAGAAGACUUAUAAGGGGCCACGGACUACUGUUAGUCCUGAGGAUGAGGGCAUGGCUACCCAUGUAGAUAUGGAGACUAAAUAG
Messenger RNA from Penicillium arizonense, 1491 nucleotides. Its product is annotated as putative GABA permease. Gene Ontology annotation, molecular function: transmembrane transporter activity. Gene Ontology annotation, biological process: transmembrane transport. NCBI's taxonomy places the organism in Eukaryota, Fungi, Ascomycota, Eurotiomycetes, Eurotiales, Aspergillaceae. The record is from RefSeq and is a predicted model, not a curated record. The transcript has 8 exons. Bases 1 to 1491 code for a protein of 496 amino acids. Gene Ontology annotation, cellular component: membrane.